Mixia osmundae IAM 14324 is the source of this 2400-nucleotide messenger RNA. RefSeq lists its product as uncharacterized. The coding region runs from base 1 to 2400 and encodes 799 amino acids. Gene Ontology annotation, biological process: protein folding. Gene Ontology annotation, molecular function: ATP binding; ATP-dependent protein folding chaperone; ATP hydrolysis activity. The record is from RefSeq and is a predicted model, not a curated record. NCBI's taxonomy places the organism in Eukaryota, Fungi, Basidiomycota, Mixiomycetes, Mixiales, Mixiaceae. The transcript is spliced from 4 exons.
AUGAGGGUCAGAUCAGCAGCGCUAGCGCUAGGAGCCUGGCUGGCAUGGUCAGGCACACCUGUGCGAGCAGAGGAGGAGACGCUGCAGUUCCAGUCGGACGUAGCUCGGCUCAUGCGAGUGGUCGUGUCACACCUCUACCAUCACAGAGAUGUCUUCCUACGAGAGCUUGUCUCCAACGCAGGCGACGCUCUCGAGAAGCUGAGGUUCCAGGCUCUCACGGACAGUACCAUCUUGACAGAUUCGGAUGCGCCUUACCUGAAUAUAUCCAUCAAGACGGAUGCCAACACGAAGACGCUCACGAUUACCGACUAUGGCAUCGGUAUGAGCAAGGAGGACCUCACGAAGAACCUGGGAACGAUCGCUAGAUCGGGUACAUCAGAAUUCUUGAGCAAGCUCGAGUCUGGCGAGGGCAAGACCGGCGCAGGCGCCAACCUCAUCGGUCAAUUCGGCCUGGGCUUCUACUCUUCCUUCCUCGUCGCAGAUCGCGUGCAAGUUGCCUCGAAAGCCAACAACGAUCCCGUUCAAUGGGUCUUUGAGAGCGAGGCAGACGCGGCAGAGUUCAAAAUCAGAGAGGAUCCUCGCGGCAUCACCCUCGGCAGAGGCACAGAGAUCACUCUGUUCCUCAAAGAUGAUGCGCAAGAGUACCUCGGCACAGACAAGAUCAAGGAACUUGUGGCAAAGCACUCUGAAUUUGCCACGUCUGCACCCAUCUAUCUCUGGACAUCGACGACGGGUACCAUCCCACGGGAUGACGAAGACACUCGCCAGUCAGCCAUCGAUGACGCUGCCGAGCCUGAGUUUGAUGAAGAUGGCAACAUUAUCGAGAAGCCAAAGAAGAAAGCCGCCGACACGCGGGUGACUGUUCAAAAGUGGUCGAGGAUCAACGAUCGUCCUCCUAUCUGGAUGCGAGAUCCAAAGAAUGUCACCUCGGAAGAGUACAUCUCCUUUUACAAGAACGUCCUCAACAAGGACAGCAACCCAAUUCCAGAAGAAGGGCCCGAACCGGCCAUGUGGACCCACUUCUCCGGCGAUGCAGGCAGAACAUCCUUCAAGGCACUCAUCUAUGCACCCAAGACUAUCGUCGGCGACUUCUACACAAAGUCUUACCAGUCGCAGAAUUCUGCGCGUCUCUACGUCAAACGCGUCUUCAUCACCUCUGAUUUGGGCGACGAGUUCUUGCCAAAGUGGCUGAACUGGGUCAAAGUCGUCAUCGACGCCGACGAUCUGCCGCUCAAUGUUGGCCGUGAUACACUCCAGCACAAUCGCUCACUCAAGCAGAUUCAGAGCGCCAUCCUGCGAAAAGCGAUCGAGAUGUUCACAAACGCUGCCAAGAAUGAUCCCGCAACGUACAAGGAGUUCCAUACGUAUGCUGCGACACCCUUCAAGCUAGCACAUGCCGAGGACAAGAAGCUCGCACCCCGACUGCUCAAGCUCAUCCGAUUCAGAACCAGCGUCGACGAUUUCACUUCCCUCGAUGACUACGUGUCUCGCAGGAAGCAGGGCCAGACGCAGAUGUACUACAUGGCGGGAGCAGGACAGAGCAAGGAGAUCCUCGAGAAGAGCCCUUUUGUCGAGACGGCUCUCGCGCGCGGAUACGAAGUGCUCUACCUGACGGAACCCAUGGACGAGAUAAUCGCUUCUUCUGUGCCGGAGUACGAAGGCAUGAAGUUCCAGGACGUCGCCAAGAAGGGACUCAUCUUUGGCGACGAAGACGAUGAUGACUCAAAGGCUGCAGAGGCAGAGCUCAAGGAGGAAUACGAACCUCUUGUGGCUUACCUUAAGAAGGAGCUGGACGCAUCCGUUAGCGAAGUUGUGUUGAGCACGCGAUUGACGACCAGUCCUUGUGCCGUCACCGCAGACUCGUACGCCUGGACUGCCAACAUGGAGCGUCUCAUGGCAGCACAGAGUGGCAAGACUGGCGAAGAUUUUAUGACCAAGUUCAUCCGCGAAUCCAAGCGUAUACUCGAGAUUAACCCGCACCAUCCUCUCAUCAGGGGCUUGCUCGAAAAGGUUGCCGAUAUCGAAGACAACGCAACAGCAGCUGCUGACUUGAGCGAGCUGACCAACAUUCUCUGGGACACUUCUCUCGUCAAAUCUGGCUACAACGUCAAGGACGCGAACCUGUACUUCUCUCGCAUCGAGGCCUUGCUUAGACGAUCACUUGGCGUGAGCGAAACCGCUCAGCCUAAGGUCGAUGUCAAGCCAGCACCUCCAGUAGACCCGUCGCCUAUCACUCAAGCUGCUGAAGCUGUCUCUGAUGCAGCAGACAGCGUGAAAGCCAAUAUCGAAGAGCAAGCGAAGAAUUGGCCAGAUUGGAAGGAUCUGAAGGACAAGAUCACGCCUGACGCACUCAAAGAAGCGCCGGCCGAGGAGCCAGUUAGCGAGCAUGACGAGCUCUAA